This is a messenger RNA of Diceros bicornis minor, 1036 nucleotides long. RefSeq names its product serine peptidase inhibitor Kazal type 7 (gene SPINK7). The record is from RefSeq and is a predicted model, not a curated record. Bases 747 to 1004 code for a protein of 85 amino acids. The transcript is spliced from 6 exons. Lineage: Eukaryota; Metazoa; Chordata; Mammalia; Perissodactyla; Rhinocerotidae. Gene Ontology annotation, molecular function: protein binding.
CUCUAGCGGGUGGGGCAGACCUGGGCUGGCCUCAGGGAGAACUGCAAGGGCGUCUGUGUCAGCACGCCCACACCAGGCCACAACAAUUGCCGCCACCAAUGUCCCAGUCCCUGGAGAGGUCUCACCCCUCACCGAGAUGCACUCAGGGUCUAUUAGAUGCUGUGUUUCAGAACGUACAAAAUCAAACCUGCCAAGCAAAGGACUGGUAGAGUGGAGUCUACUGCCUUCCCCCAGCUGUACGUCCUUAAGCUCCAUAGACAAACAACAGCCAUUUGGACCAUUGUGCUUGGACAAUGCAGUCUACAAUCUAAUGUCGGCGAGACUCUUGGCUCAUCAUUAAUAACAAUAACAAUCACAAUAGCAACUGCAUACACUGCACUUUAGAACACACUUAACGUAAAUGACUCCAAUUAUGUGAACUCGCUUGUGUCUAGCAAUAGGUCCCACUUGACAGGGGAUGAAGCUAAGGCUCUGGGUUUGUCUCUGAGUCAUUUGCCAAUUAUUUCCAGUUCUCCCCCUUCUGGUCUUCAAGGGAAAAGGCCAAGCAGCCUAUACUUAAUCUCUUCUGCUAUACCACCCCGGGUGUGACAUUGUGCUUUGAAGGCCUCUUAGAGCUGACACUGACUCUGGAUGACCUCACAGGAAAGAUGGUGAAACCAAGCAUUGCCGUAUAAACAUGAGCGCUUCCUAGGGCAUGGCUGAUGCAGCUGCUGUGAGAGCCCUGCGCAGCCUCUGCCAUCUCCACUAUGAAGAUCACUGGGGGUCUCCUUCUGCUCUGCACAGUGACCCGUUUCUGCAGCAGUUUAGAAGCUGCUAGUCUGUCUUCAACAACAGUGGACUGCAGCAUUUACAAGAAGUACCCAGUGGCGGCCAUCCCCUGCCCCAUCACAUACCUGCCUGUUUGUGGUUCUGACUACAUCAUCUAUGGGAAUGAAUGCCACUUGUGUACCGAGAGCUUGAAAAGCAAUGGGAAGGUUCAGUUUCUUCAUGAAGGAAGUUGUUAACCUCUCCAUAGACAUGGAUACAGAGCGAUGAU